AUGCAGGAGGUGGAGAUGCACUUCGCACUGUACGAGACCACGCGGCUGUACGCCUUUGCAGGCGGCGUGCUGCCAGGCGGCAAGACCGUGCUUGGCUGCAAGGUGCUGGUGCUUCCACACCGAGAUGACAUCGUAGCAUACGCGGACAUCAUGGACGAAGAGAAGGCGACGUGCGGCGACCGUGCGGCAGUCUACUUGACGAAGCGCGGCGACCGCGAGGCAGUUCGCUUCAAUUUCUUCAAGUAUUCGUAUUCUUUCGGCCAGGCGGUGUGA
This is a messenger RNA of Prorocentrum cordatum, 273 nucleotides long. The record is from the annotation of a GenBank genome assembly. Lineage: Eukaryota; Dinophyceae; Prorocentrales; Prorocentraceae.